AUGGGCAACACUACCAGCGCGGUGUUGGACAAUAUUGUCCAGGGGUCCAAUUUUGAUCGGGAAGAAGUGGACCGUCUGCGCAAGAGGAUGAUCGCCAUCUUCGACGAGGAUGGCGGCGGCGACGUCGACUUCCAAGAAUUCGUGUCAGGGCUCAGCGCCUUCUCGAGCAAGGGUAACAAGGAGCAGAAGCUUCAGUUCGCCUUCAAGGUAUACGACAUCGACCGCGACGGCUACAUCAGCAACGGCGAGCUCUUCAUCGUGCUCAAGAUGAUGGUGGGCAACAACCUCAAGGACCAGCAGCUGCAGCAAAUUGUCGACAAGACGAUAAUGGAGGCGGAUCUGGACAAUGACGGAAAGAUUAGCUUCGAGGAGUUUAAGAAGAUGGUGGAGAAUACCGAUGUCAGCAAUAGCAUGACGUUAGACAACUUCUGA
Molecule: messenger RNA, 432 nt
Organism: Scedosporium apiospermum
Lineage: Eukaryota; Fungi; Ascomycota; Sordariomycetes; Microascales; Microascaceae
Exons: 4
Coding region: 1-432 (143 amino acids)
Molecular function (GO): calcium ion binding; calcium-dependent protein serine/threonine phosphatase regulator activity
Source: RefSeq, a predicted model, not a curated record